CACGAGUGAGCCUCCCUCUUCAGGAACCAUACUGCUGAGUGGACUGCAGCCUGCACAGAAACAUGCCUGUGGAAUCUUCAGACACAUUCUAUGUUCUCCUGCUUAUUAUCUCAUCGACAGUGGCCCAGGACUGUUCCCAGCCCUGUUCCUGCUCUGCAGCCCCCCCGCCCUGCGCGCUGGGCAGCAGCCUGGUGCUGGACGGCUGUGGCUGCUGUAAGGUGUGUGCCCGGCAGCUGGGGGACCCCUGCUCCCUGCUGGAGCCAUGCGACCACCACAAGCAGCUCUACUGCGACUACAGCCUGCUCAGCGACUCUGACACCGGCAUCUGCAUGGCUCAGGAGGGUCAGACAUGUGACCUGGGGGGGGUGGUGUACCGCAGCGGGGAGUCCUUCGAGCCCAGCUGUAAACAUCGCUGUGUGUGUAUGAACGGAGAGAUCGGCUGUGUGCCGCUGUGUGCCAGUGACUUCCUGCUGCCCUCCCCUGACUGCCCGUACCCACAGCGCAUACACAUCCCCGGGAGGUGCUGUGAGGAGUGGGUGUGUGCGCAGACGCCGCCGGACCAACACUACCAGUCAGUGCUGGCCGGAGCCUCUCAGAUUCUCCCCUUACCCUCUUCAGAUCCACUCUUCAGGCAGGUGUUUCCCAAUGGACCGCAGGCAGAGAGUCCAAGAGAUAACUGCAUAGUCCAGACUACAGAGUGGAGUGAGUGCUCGGCCACCUGCGACAUGGGCGUCUCAUCCCGCAUAACCAACGACAACCAGCGGUGCCAGCUGGAGAGGCAGAGCAGGAUGUGCAUGGUCCGGCCCUGCAACACCCAGCAGGGAAAAGAAAUCAAGAAGGGGAAGAAAUGCAUCCGGACACCAAAGGCCCAGCAUGGGUUUCGCUUCAAGCUGUCGGGCUGCUCCAGCACCAGGGUGUACAAACAAAAGUUCUGUGGUGUCUGCACAGACAAUCGCUGCUGCACGCCACACACCACCAUCACAGCCGAGGUGGAGUUCGAGUGUACAGAGGGAGAAACGUUCACCAAAAAGAUGAUGUUUAUUAAGACCUGCUCCUGCCAUCAUGAAUGUCCGCAAGAUAACGACAUCUUCCUGGCGUCCAACAUUCGGAGGAUGAUUGGCGACUAUGAUAACGAUAUGUGAUUACGCACACACUCAUUCAGACAUAUAGGUCAGAACUGCACCAUUAUAACACCCAACUGGACCUUACAACUAUACCUAUGCCAAACCUUCUGUGUAAUCCAGCCUUAAGGUAAUGGGUCAGUAAAAAAGAUAACAUUUUCUUCUUUCACCUUUGUUUAGUUGAAGUGCAGCUCUUAGGUCGCAAGACUUUAUGAACUGCCUUACAUUAAAGGUACGUAAUUUCAGAGGACAGAUGCACUGACAAAAAAAUGUAAGGACAGAUUUCAGAUGCUACAAAUUUGCUUUUUCUCUGCAUCAAUACAUAUAGUAAUCAUCAUAGAGCAGUGGAUGGUGAUGUAUCAAGCGUUUGCGUUGGUACUCCAGAAUCAAAGAAAAGCUCAGGACAAAUAUAAAUGUUUGCUACAAAAUCCUCUAGUCUCAAAGCUCCACCUUCUAGUUUCACAUGAAACAUUGUUGUAUUUUGGCAAAAUCCUUCCACAUCUGUUCAAAAAUGCAAUUUGCAAGGGGUUGUGGACAGUUGGACAAACAUGAUCUGAUGCGAGAGAACAUCUUUGAACAGAGACUGGGGUUUACUAUUUCCGAACAUCACAACCAGCUGUUAUCAUGUGACCUCAGUUUCACACCUAGAUCGCUGAGCUCGUUAGGUAAAUUGACCUUUUAGCUGACAUUAUUCUGCCGUUUCAAUAUAUCAAAAUGAAUUGACAUUCCUAAAGAUAAAUGUGAUUUUGUUACUAAGAACAGACCAGGAUAAUGCAGCCGUGUUGUUUGGCAUUCUACUGCAUAGUAUAAUGUGCAGACAUGUCUGCAGGAAUAGAUAUUUAAAUAUGAAACGAGAGCCAAGAGCUUGAUUUUCUUGAUUGUGUCUGUAAACUUGAGAUAAUGCCUUUAAAAGUAUUUUAAAAGUUGUUCACCAUUUUAACAGAUUUUAAAUGCCUGGACAGUUUUGACAACACAGUAUGACCAUUGUUUGUUAUCUCGAGAUAAUUACGUCCGAUAAAAGAAGGGUUACUGUGGUCUUAAAAGAUGAAUAUAUAGACUCCAACAGCACUAUCUGAGAUAACAAGAUUUUACAUUGACUGUUGCACUCAAGGUGCAGCUGCAGGAAUGUAGCUACACACCUGUGCGACAUGUUCACCUGAAAUAUAUAUAUACUGAAAGUAUGACAAUACACACAUUGUUGGGAUGUGUUUAAGGUCCAAUUGAAAUCAAAUGUAAUCCAUAUACUUUAAAGAGGCCCUAUUGUGCUUUUUGGGGUAUUCCCUCUCCUGUAGUGUGUUAUAUAUGUUUUUUGUGCAUGUAAAUGAUGUGUAAAAGUGUUCCCUCCAUAGGGAGUUUCUUUCCCACACACUCCCCCCCCCCCCCCCCCUUGUCUUGUUUUGGUUUCAGAUUUGUUUUAGGUAGAGAACACAGGACUAAUGAUUUGCAGACAAGUUACUGUAUGUAUUCUGUAACACACAAGAAAUAAGCCAUUUGAUUUCAGUUGGACUUUGAUAUGAUAUCCUGCACUGACUGCUGAACAAUCUAGUUCAGUGUUGAAAUCACAUUUGACAUUAUUUACAAUUACAUUAUUUACAUUAUUUAAAACAUUACACUUCUUUCUGACAGCAUGGUAAAGAUAAAUAGCAUGACUAUAGAAUUUCUGUUACUAAAAUGUUCUGUAUAUUUAUAAAGUGGAUGGACAAAGACUGUGUACAGUUUUGUACUAUAAUUUAUGCAACUUGUUUAUCACAGUGUUAUAAUUCUGUAACUGUGUCAUAUUUUUGUGUUCUUUUCACUGAAACCCCUAAAAUAACAUACAAGUGAGUUUUUUUCUGUUGCACUUUUGGAUCUGUUCCAAUAAUAAAGUAUAUUUUUAUACA
Trematomus bernacchii (emerald rockcod) is the source of this 3001-nucleotide messenger RNA. RefSeq names its product cellular communication network factor 2b (gene ccn2b). Gene Ontology annotation, biological process: signal transduction; cell adhesion. The transcript has 5 exons. NCBI's taxonomy places the organism in Eukaryota, Metazoa, Chordata, Actinopteri, Perciformes, Nototheniidae. The coding region runs from base 63 to 1142 and encodes 359 amino acids. The record is from RefSeq and is a predicted model, not a curated record. Gene Ontology annotation, molecular function: integrin binding; heparin binding. Gene Ontology annotation, cellular component: extracellular region; extracellular matrix.